Messenger RNA from Laccaria bicolor S238N-H82, 969 nucleotides. RefSeq lists its product as uncharacterized. The coding region runs from base 1 to 969 and encodes 322 amino acids. Lineage: Eukaryota; Fungi; Basidiomycota; Agaricomycetes; Agaricales; Hydnangiaceae. The record is from RefSeq and is a predicted model, not a curated record. The transcript is spliced from 5 exons.
AUGGCAUUCGUAUAUGUGAACUGCUACCACUGUCCGGGUUUAUGUCCCCAUCGACAAUCUGAUCCACCGGCCACGCCAAUCCACCAAUCGACGGAGCCCAUGGCUCCAUAUUCUCUUUUUCAUCACCCAAACCCACUUCUAGACCACCGACAGGACAUGACGUCGACAGCCAACUCCGGUGCAUGGUCGUAUCACCCCAGCGCCAUAAACCAUUACUCCAUGCAGCUUUACUCCCAACCAAAAGCUCAAAGCCGCCGAGGUUUAAUAGAAAUUGACCCGUUUCGAGUUGAUCCAAUGGCUCUAUCAGCUGCAGGCUUGUUGGCGCUUCCUCCCAAUUUCCCCCCGCACGCCGACUCCAUCCGUGCUGAAAUAUUCUCGCAAAAAAAAAAAUCUCAUCACACAGAUCCUAUAACUGUGCUAGAUUUUUUUCGGCAGAAAGUUAUUUCUGCACAUGGGGGAAAUAUGGAGCAAGCGCCAACAACAUUCUCUUACGCGAGAGCCACCAACUUUACUCAUCUUAUUCCUACUCACUUCGGUGUUUCUGCUCCCCGCAUCCAAACACAAGCGGCCAAGGUCGCACACUUGGUUAGAGAGUACCGCCUUCGUCAAUGUUGGGGAGACCAGCAGCCGCCAGGACAGCAAGAAACAUGGAAACAUGGGCACUGCGCAGAAAAUCAAUCGCUCCCUUCCGUGGUUGCACGUUGCGAAGAGCUCGGCCUUGAAAACGUCAGGAAAUUUCACUGGGUGCUCUUUGACGGCUUCACAAGUUCGCGAUCGCCCAUAGUUAUCAACACUUCGGCCACCCCGAUUCUCCACCUUAUAUUUUUCUACAAUGUCCGGUCAGGUUCGGGCCAAUCCCCCAUCGGCAAAACAGUAGGUCCAUCUUUGGGUGUCUUUGGUGUAGAUGCAAAGACACCAAAGAUGCAAAGACACCAAAGAUGCAAAGACACCAAAGAUGCAAAGACGUGA